AGUGUUCGCGUCUCAUGGGCAACGCAAUUCCUCGGCGCGCAUGCGCUUUCAAAUAUCCCGGUCUCCUAGCGACCGAGUCCUAGUUUCCUAGGCGACGUGAUGCUACCGGGAAUCUAGCAAGAGAGGACGGACGACAUGUAUAAGCUGGACCUGCCCGUGGAUCUGGACGAGGCGGCCGUGCUGCAGAGGAGGAGGAAUGCCGAGCAGCAGAGGCAGAGCCGGGUGUUUGACGCCAGAGUCAGGACCAUUGGGGUGGAUAAGGCGGCCCUGGAUGCUCAAGUACAUGACAAAAAAAUCCAGAAAGAAAUUGAGACUGAACACCAAGAAGCAUUCGAUACGCUGAUGGUGCAAAACGACCAAAUUCUCUGCUUACUGGACCAGCGACAAAAGGACGACAUCCAUAACCUGAACAGAGCCAUCGAGGAGUUCAGACUUCAGUUUCAGAAGAAAGAGGACCGCCGGGAAUAUGAUCUGUACGAUCCUCUGACCUUGAAGAAAGACCUCCCGCCGCGCCUGUCUGAUGACGACCCUCGCUGCACCGUAUCCGGGGUCCAGCGGCUGAUGGGAGAGGAUCUAAUGGAGAGGAACCGAAAAAGAGAGCAGCAAGAGCAGCUACGGGAGUGGUCCCUACAGCAGCAACAAGAAUGGGCCAAAGCCUUAGAGGACAAGAAGUUUACAGAAAGUCUCUAUGACAAAAUGAGAAUUGAACUUGACAAGAAGGCGCUGGAAUUACAGAAAAUGGAAGAGCAAGCAAGACGAGAGAUCAAUAUAUUCACCAAAGAAUUCAACAGAGCUCAGGCGGAAGAGUCUUUACAAAGAAAGAAACUAGAAAAACAACUACAGGAAGAAGACAAUUCUGUAGAGAUCACCAACAACAUGGAAGGAGACCUCCUCUCAGAAGACCCGGCACAAGCAACCAGCGCCUUUGGCCCUCACCGUGUGGUUACUGAUCGCUGGAAGGGAAUGACCCCGGAGCAGCUGAAGGAAGUGAUCGAUGUCCAGCAGAGGCAGAUCCAGGAGAAGAUGAGACUAGAAGAGGAAGAAAGGCAGAGACAAGCAGAGUGGGAUAGGAAGAGAGUGCAGGAGGCCCGGGCCAUGGUCCUUAUGGAACGGCAGCAAAAACGCCAAGAGCGGGAGCUACGCAAGGCACAGGAUCACAUCAACAUGGAGCUCGCACAGGCACAUAAAGCCCAGAAGAACUACCUCAACCAAGAAGUAUUUUCGAAUACUCCGACAGAUCAGUAUUUUGAACAAUUCAACACAACCAGUCGAUAAACAUAGAUGUAGAAAUAUAUACAGUAGAAAAGGCGUCUAUAAUAAUACUACAAGUACCGUACAAGUCCUAGACAAGGACCGUGUACCGCAGUUCUCCUGCACAUGUGUUUUCCUCAUCUUCCUGUUACAGAUGUAAACCGACUGCACGGAAUAUAUCUACCACGUGUGUCCUAUUCUUCCGUCUUCAGGGGUGGGGGUGUGAACUUGUCUAAGGUUGAGAUCUGACAUUUGGUUUAGUUUUGAUGUUUCUUCCCUGUUAUAUUGUAGCAAAUGUAAUUGUAUAAAAAUACCAUUCUUACAGAAUCAGUUUCUGGUUAAAGGGAUAUUCCAUCGUUAAAGGGUACUCUGCUGCUAGACAUCUUAUCCCCUAUCCAAAGAAUAGGGGAUAAGAUGUCAGAUUGCAGGGGUCCCACAUCUGGACCCCCCCACACACAAUCUCCCGCAGCACCCGGGUUCCUGCGUCAGUGGUCGCAACAUCACGGCGACACCCCCUUGUGAUGUCACACCACGCCCCCUCCAUUCA
Molecule: messenger RNA, 1798 nt
Organism: Hyla sarda
Lineage: Eukaryota; Metazoa; Chordata; Amphibia; Anura; Hylidae
Gene: RIBC2
Product: RIB43A domain with coiled-coils 2
Exons: 7
Coding region: 136-1275 (379 amino acids)
Source: RefSeq, a predicted model, not a curated record